Iphiclides podalirius (scarce swallowtail) is the source of this 1092-nucleotide messenger RNA. The record is from the annotation of a GenBank genome assembly. NCBI's taxonomy places the organism in Eukaryota, Metazoa, Arthropoda, Insecta, Lepidoptera, Papilionidae.
AUGGCUGAGGCUGCAGGUGCCGCUAGCACCAACCCUAACGCAGAGAUUGUAAGGGGACAAGUCUUUGAAGUUGGCCCCAGAUACACCAACUUACAAUACAUUGGCGAAGGGGCUUAUGGCAUGGUGGUAUCCGCCUUCGACAAUGUGAAAGUAACAAAAGUCGCCAUCAAGAAAAUCUCUCCGUUCGAGCACCAGACAUAUUGCCAGAGGACACUACGGGAGAUAAAGAUCCUCACCCGAUUUAAGCACGAAAACAUCAUAGAUAUUCGGGACAUUUUAAGAGCAGAGACUAUAGACCAAAUGAAGGACGUAUACAUCGUUCAAUGCCUGAUGGAAACCGAUCUAUAUAAACUGUUGAAAACUCAGAAACUUAGCAACGAUCAUAUCUGUUACUUCCUGUACCAAAUCCUGCGAGGUUUGAAAUACAUCCACUCCGCCAAUGUUCUACACAGGGACCUGAAACCCUCUAACCUACUACUUAAUACCACCUGUGAUUUAAAGAUUUGCGAUUUCGGUCUGGCGCGCGUGGCCGACCCGGACCACGACCACACGGGCUUCCUCACGGAGUACGUCGCGACCCGCUGGUAUAGGGCGCCGGAGAUAAUGCUCAACUCUAAGGGUUACACCAAGUCGAUCGACAUCUGGUCGGUGGGAUGCAUCCUGGCGGAGAUGCUCUCCAACCGGCCGAUAUUCCCCGGCAAGCACUACCUCGACCAGCUGAACCACAUCCUAGGCGUGCUCGGCUCGCCUAGUCAGGAGGAUCUGGACUGCAUCAUCAAUGAAAAGGCGCGCGGAUAUUUGGAGUCGCUGCCGUACAAGCCGCGCGUGCCGUGGGCGGAUCUCUUCCCGGGCGCGGAUCCUCGCGCUCUGGACCUGCUGCAUCGCAUGCUCACCUUUAAUCCGCACAAGCGGAUCACCGUCGAGGAGGCGCUCGCCCACCCCUACCUCGAGCAGUACUACGACCCCAACGACGAGCCCGUUUCGGAGGAACCAUUCCGGUUCGCGAUGGAGCUAGACAAUUUGCCGAAGGAAACUCUGAAGAAGUACAUAUUCGAGGAAACCCUGCUAUUCAAGCAACAGAACGAGGGCGCG